AUGGCACUCCAAUCCAAAAGACCAGGCACGUCCGAUUCAAACCGUACACAAGUCCAAGAUCUUUCAAAGAGCGACAGUGGCGAUGUCCCUGGCGGUUCGAAGCACAAGUCGGAAGAGGCUCAACCGGGGCAGCUCUCUAAGCUAGAAUUAGUGCCGUUCUCGCAUGGAUUCUGGUCGCCCGAAGUUGCGAUGCAGCGUCAAAUAUACAUGAAAGGUAUAGCGGCGACCGUCGUACUUCUCAUCUUCGUCAUGUGGAUAGCGACCCUUUUUCUUUGGCUCUUUGGCGCACCAACGUUCCUACUCCUACAAGCUCUCCUCCUGGUUUAUAAACAAAGACUAUUACUCGAACGGAACAAAGGGAGAAAUCGGCCUCUUUUCCAGAAUGCUUUUGAGGAGAACAUAAGGUCGAAGACGAAGGCUAAGUUGGGAUGGAGUAUACCAAUCGCCGGUGACCGGUGGGAAGAUCAAGAGAUCCAGAGAGGGGUCUUGGAGGAGAAAGUUUGGGUAGCCGUUGUUGUACAACCACUGGCUUCCCAGAAUUUAACACUCGCCCGUCUAACGGGCGACAGUACAUACAACUCCUCCGCCAUCAUAACAGUCUAUUACACCCAAGCUCGAAACGAACUUGCCUCUGCCAAUUUCAUCGUUCCUUAUACACAAUCAUUAUUGGUUUCCACUAUAAGUCGGUUUGGGGUUGUGAGUGUUGGAGAAUUCCUUGGGAAUUAUGGUGCGAAUGGGACAAUGAUGGGAAAUGUUGCGAGAGCUCCACAAACAUUGAGUGCGAGCGUUGGGUUUACGAUGGUCAAUUUGAGACCUUAUAGUACUCCUGUUGCUUCGGCACUAACGCUCGUGGGGUCCAUUUUAGUCAUUGUCUUUGCCUUUACAAUCACCAUGGCAGGCUACGCUGCCCGUCAAGCAAUCGAACCGUAUUCGUACGCGGGGGGCUACUUUUGUUUUUGGGCGAUCACUUAUUUGAGCAUGACGGCACUUGGACUUGGGACUGAAGCGAUGGUGACAUUGCUCACACAACGAUUCAUCACGUAUUUUUUGGUGGUAUACCUUAUCACUGAUAAACCCUUCACGGACAGUAACGUAGGUCAAGCGACCCGUACUCUCAUCUUCAACACCAAGAACCACUUGGGCCUUAAUGCCGCUGUACUCAUUGGUUGGAUCUUACUCUCCAUGUGUACCACCGUGCUUUUCCAAUACCUGGUGCGAAGAGUUGCCAUGAAGGAUUAUCUCAGUCUUAAUAAUGGGAGGAAGGUUGGAGAGGAGGAGGUUGGUCUUGAGGGUGGCAAUACUGGGCCAGAGUCACUACCCCUGUCCGAAGAUAGAAAGAGACAGCAUCCGCCUAGAAUAGAAAAGACGAAAGAGAUUAUGGAUAGGGAGGCGAAGGAGUAA
Cantharellus anzutake is the source of this 1401-nucleotide messenger RNA. RefSeq lists its product as uncharacterized. Gene Ontology annotation, cellular component: membrane. Lineage: Eukaryota; Fungi; Basidiomycota; Agaricomycetes; Cantharellales; Hydnaceae. The transcript is spliced from 8 exons. The record is from RefSeq and is a predicted model, not a curated record. The coding region runs from base 1 to 1401 and encodes 466 amino acids.